AAGACCUGCUUAUGGGAGACGGAAAUUGUGCAAGUUAUGGAAGUGACGGUGUCCUCUCCCCAAAGAUUGCACAAGAACAAAAUAUUUGGAUGCCUGUGCUAUUGCAGAAAUGCCCCCUGUUUGCUGUGGAUGAUGAACAGAAAGCUCCACCUAUAUUUUCUCAAGCACUUCCUCUAAUGCUCUAACCACGUGUGUUGUGAAAUGCCACAUACUUAAUCGGUUCUCCUUCAGAAAGUUCCACUGACACAUUCCUCCUCAAGCGUUGCACCUUACAAAGCUGUUAAAAGGAGUUUCUGCUCAAAUAUUUACUCAUCCUCUGACGCUGUGAAAGAUACUUUGGCCAUAGCAGCAAUCGGCCUACUCACACUCUCUGGGCUAAUGCCUUAGGCUUCUUUGGAAACAAGAGUUUUAUUCGAGGAAUCUUCCAUGCGCAGAACAGAGCGUUUGAGAGGCAGCUGGAACAGAAAAGGCAUGCCUGGUAUGUGAGACAGAGGAGCUUAAAUCCAAACAUCUUCUUUUCUUUAGGAAUUGUUUAGAGCAAAAUUCAGCAGUGGUAUCUAGCGUGCUGGAGCUAGACUUCAGAGUUGUUUUGGAGUGCCGCUGGUAAACGGUUCCACACAAAUAGGGUGGGAGACUCAGAGCUGAUUAAGACUGGACCUUCCAUUUGAAAUCAAAGUAAAGGAAACGAAAACAAAACCGAGAGAGCUGGGGAUAUUCACUCAGCACUGCUUCUAGCAACAGCAGCUUGUGCAAAACAAGAAAAGGGAUGUACUAACUGGUGUGAACUAGACAGGCACUGAAAUAAAGGAAAGAAGCAUCAACUCCAUAACACAUCCAGAAGCUUAUGUGCAUCUUGUAAUUCAUCUCUCUGGGAAGGAGCCUCUGCCCCUCCUUGUGAGAUGAUGGACAACAGCCCUGAGGAUGAAAAGGAAACUGUUGCAGAUGCUGAGAACCAGUCCAUUUCUGAUAUACCUGCUCACAUGUCCUGUGAAGAAUAUGAGGGACUCCCACCAUAUCUAAGAGAGGGAAAUGUCCUCUUUGCUUCUGAGCAAGAUGUUAAAGAAGCCUUCCUACAGUACGCAGCCAGUAAGCGUUGCUAUAGCACAGCCCCUGCAAAGCAAAUGAAAGUCCAGAAUCUCACUCCUCUCAACAUAUACAGAUAUCGUCUGGAGACUUUCACUGAAAUGAGAGACACCCACAUGGCCAGUGAGCUUUAUGAUGGUGGAUUUGUAGACUCCUUUGCUGUUGGAAUACCACCUCUCCCAUGGGAUAUAACAGUGGAUGAACCUCCUUUGUUUACGGACUGUGAAAUGCAUAUUCCAGUGCCCCAUUCGUACUCAGUGGAGGACUGUCCAAACUGCAAAAGACGUGGUGAAACUAUGUGUCAGCCUUGUAAAGGAACUGGCAAGAAAAAGUGUUCGGCUUGUGGUGGGACUGGUUCACAGGAGGACAGCAAUAUCUGCUCGUGGUGCGCAGGUUCAGGAAAGAAUCGUUGCUUCAAUUGCCGUGGCAAUGGCUGGCUGAAGUGUUACCGUUGCAAUGGGAGCGGUGUCUUGCUAUUUCAUACCGAACUUACGAUAACAUGGAAGAACAAUGUUUUAGAACAUGUAGCAGACAAGAAUUCUGGCUUCCCAGUUCACCAUUUGCAAGAAGUGACUGGGAAAGAAAUUGUUAGUGAUGAAGGUUCCUUGGUAUUUCCCAUAGUUGAUUUCCCAGAGCCAUUAGUUGAGGACUAUUCCCGAGCAUUCAUUGCGCAACACAAUAUGCAGUUUACUUCAGAAGGAUUGCACAGAGUCCUGAGGCAGAAACAAACAGUUGAGUUGGUGCCACUCACAAAGGUUGACUAUGAAUGGAAAGAGAGAGUCUAUUCCUUCUACAUCUUUGGCAAUGAGAAUAAAGUAUAUACCAAAGACUAUCCAGCAAAGUGCUGCUGCUCCAUCAUGUGACACGAGGACAGUUUUGGCGGCAUUCAGCAACACAGCUGCUCCCUGUUAUUUGUUCUUCACAGCAACUUGCAGAUUUUUAUUUUAUUUUAUUUGCUGAAGGACAUUUUCUGUAUGAUAUUUAGGGAUUCAGCCAUAGUUCAGCACAGUCAAAGUUGUUUGUGGGUGCUAUUCCUGUACACCGGACAUUUGUCUCUAAUACAUGACUCCAUUGGCUGUGCUUUUCAAUUAGGGAGAUGAAGGAAACUAUUUGUUCUAAUGUACGAAAGAGGAUUCAGUGCAUUUGCUUUCUUGUGGUUGUGCAUUAGGAUGCCUCAAGCUAAGCAUCCUGUAAACUUCUUGUGGAAGUAUAAGCAGUUCAGAAUGAAAUAUAUUCCAGCACUGGGCAUCAUAUUGCACGAAUCUCUGCAGUGAUUUGCAUUCCUCCUCUUAAUUAAGAAGGUCAGGUAAGUGAGGGAUUGAUGGACAGAUUUUUCAUUUGUCUCCUAUACUAGAACAGAUCCCCUCUCGCUGCCAUUUCAGUAUCUGAUUGUACAAGUGCCACAUUUAGCAAGGUCUAUAGCAAGGUCAGAGAAGCUGUGGCCCACCAGGGAUUGCUGGAUUACAACUCCCACCAUCCCUUACCAUUGGCCAUGCUUGCUUGGAAGGGGUCCAGGAGCUCCUCAAGAAUCACAGAUUCUCCAUGCCGGAUCUGAAGGAUCAUAACUGAAGCCACCAUAUAGCAUGCUCUGAUGUUAUUGUAAACAUAGAAUUCAAUGAGAAAAUAUUUUGAAAACUGAGUCUUAGCUGUGAUCAAAUGCCCCAGUACCUGGUGAUCAACAACCUCUGUAAGUACCAGUAUUAAGGCAACUAGCAUCUACAGUGGUACCUCGGGUUACAUUAUGGAAUUCUAUCUGAAGAAAUAUCAGGAUCACCCCAGAGAAGAAUUAGUGUGAGUCUGCAGGAUGAAACUUUUUUUUAAUUUAAGAACACGUCUCAAGUGGUGUAAUACAUUUAAGCAACCCUUUGGAUUUUGUUUCUGUUUUUAAAUUAACUUACAUCAUUGCGUAGAAAAUGAUUAAGUACAAAACUGAUCAGAUUUGCUGGAAUGCUAUGCUAUAGGGGAAUAAUGAGCGAGUCUCCUAAUGGUGGGUUCCUCCCCUGUCCUAAUACUUGCACAAAACAAUGUGGUAUAGCAGUCAGAAUGCUGGACUUAGUCCAAGGAAACCCAUGUUGAAAUUUCCACUGAACCAUGAUACUCAUUAGUUCACAAUGGGUUAAUUACUAAGAAAAAACCCCUCUAUUAUAGCUACAUCUGCCAAUUUUCUAUAUAGGUCCUGCUCUUAUACAUUUAAGGACCUUAUGACAUACAGACGUUAGUCAAGUGAAGCUACUCCCAGCAUGAUGUGAAACUAAGUGAUGCAGGAAAGCCCUUGUCCACCUGGGACCAAAAUAUCCCAGAGUAUCCAUCACCUCCUUAACUUCCUGCUGCUCUGUGAACCAGCCAGAAAAGUCAUUCCCUUGUCAGAGGCCUUUCUCCAUGUCCUCUUGCCACCUGGGCGGGGGAGUUGAAUAGAGAAAGCACCUUCUGUGCUGUGGCCCCCAGACCGUGGAAGAGCUUCCCUAGGGAGACAUACCUAGAGCCAUCCAGAUUGUCUGUGAGUUAAAUAACAUGGCAUAGAAAGCCCAUUCAGGCCAGCCAUUGAUGCUUUUAGCUCCAUAUUGUCUCUUCCCUGACAGCCAGGAUGUCAGACAGGAGUCUUUCGUAGCCCUGCCUGGAGACGCCAGGAACCAAACCUGGGACUUUUUGCAUGCAAAGUGUGCACUCUACCACCUCUCUUACCAUGUUUUUAACUGCUGCUAUUUUAAUAAUUUCACGGUUUUGUCUUAUUUGCAAUUUUCAUUUUAACUUUUGAGUUGCCUUUGAAUAGUUUCUGUCAGAGGCCGUAUAUAUAUAUAUAUUUGUAAUAAAUAACAUAAAUCAA
Molecule: messenger RNA, 3907 nt
Organism: Podarcis muralis (Common wall lizard)
Lineage: Eukaryota; Metazoa; Chordata; Lepidosauria; Squamata; Lacertidae
Product: protein SSUH2 homolog
Source: RefSeq, a predicted model, not a curated record